Oldenlandia corymbosa var. corymbosa is the source of this 1218-nucleotide messenger RNA. The record is from the annotation of a GenBank genome assembly. Lineage: Eukaryota; Viridiplantae; Streptophyta; Magnoliopsida; Gentianales; Rubiaceae.
AUGGAAACAGCUCCCAAGUCCUCCAGCCCUUUCUUCUUCAACCUAAUCUUUGUCUUGGUACUAAUCUCAUCAAAUCUUUUAACUUAUUUAAUCACCACAACAUCCUUCUUUUCUCCUACUCUCACUGCCACUACUGAAAAGACUCUAACCAUUACUACUCCGCCCACGAAGGAUGUACCCGAGGAAGAUUUAAUUCCACUUGAACCAUCGGUUGAGACAAAACCAACGCCCGAAAUCGAACUUGCAUCAGAGUUCCAGGCGCUUACAUCUCCUCAGAAACUUCCACUUGGAUUCAACCCGAAUUUCGGUGCAGAUUUCCUCUUACCACCAGUUGGCCGCCCCUGCUCCCAGUUUCCAGAUGAACUUAAUAUGUACAUGUCAUACAAAGUCAAUGGAUCCUGCCCGGACGACGAGCUUCUCGCCCAGAAGCUUCUCUUAAAGGGCUGUGAACCACUCCCAAGACGGCGUUGCCGGCCAGCUGCGGCGGAGGAAUACGCAGAACCUUUCCCUGUUCCAGAAAGCUAUUGGACAACACCACCUGAUUCCUCUGUUGUCUGGACCGCGUAUACUUGCAAGAAUUACACUUGUCUGGUUAACCGAAGGCGAAAUCAGAAAGCGUUUGAUGAUUGCAAAGAUUGCUUUGAUCUUCAAGGCCGAGAGAAAGACAGAUGGGUUGGACCAAGCAUAGAAGGCAGCCUUGAUUUCUCCGUUGAUGAAGUGCUGGCAGUGAAGAAGCCCGGAACCAUCAGAAUAGGCCUGGAUAUUGGGGGUGGUGUGGCUACAUUUGCUGUGAGGAUGAAAGAAAGGAACAUCACAAUAGUCACAACUUCCAUCAAUCUGAAUGGCCCUUUCAAUAACUUCAUAGCAUCAAGAGGGGUGAUUCCUCUGUACAUGACCAUUUCACAAAGAUUGCCCUUUUUUGAUAACACAUUGGAUAUUGUUCACUCAAUGCAUGUGUUGAGCAACUGGAUUCCCACCACAUUGAUGCAUUUCUUGUUCUUUGACAUCUAUAGGGUGCUUAGGCCUGGUGGGCUUUUCUGGCUUGACCAUUUCUUCUGUGUCGGUGAUCAGCUAGAACAAGUUUAUAUCCCCCUUAUAGAUAGCAUUGGGUUCACCAAAGUGAAGUGGGUUGUGGGGAAAAAGCUGGACAGAGGGCCGGAGUUGCGGGAGAUGUAUCUUUCAGCUUUGUUGGAGAAACCAUUGAAGAAUUCUUGGUGA